This is a messenger RNA of Trichophyton rubrum CBS 118892, 795 nucleotides long. RefSeq lists its product as uncharacterized. NCBI's taxonomy places the organism in Eukaryota, Fungi, Ascomycota, Eurotiomycetes, Onygenales, Arthrodermataceae. The record is from RefSeq and is a predicted model, not a curated record. The transcript has 2 exons. The coding region runs from base 1 to 795 and encodes 264 amino acids.
AUGGCAUCUGUCACCUCAAAAAUCUUUGCUAUUACGGGCGGCGCAUCCGGAAUUGGGGCAGCAACAUGCCGUCUACUUGCGAAGCGAGGAGCAGCUGCUCUCUGUGUUGGGGACCUCUCUAGUGAAAACAUGAAACAACUGGAGAAAGAUAUUAAAGACAUCAACCCAGACACAAAGGUCCACUGCACAGUCCUAGAUGUAUCGUCCCCAUCAAAUGUUGAUGAAUGGAUAAGAGACAUUAUUACCACGUUUGGAGACCUUCAUGGAGCAGCCAACAUUGCAGGGAUUGCUCAAGGUGCCGGUUUGCGGCAGGCUCCUACCAUCCUGGAAGAGGACGAUCAGCAAUGGAAGAAGGUAUUUCAGGUAAACCUGGACGGUGUACUUUAUUCCACCCGAGCACAAGUCCGGGCUAUGAAGGAAUCUUCAUCGGCGAACCCUGGUGACCGAAGCAUUGUCAAUGUGGCCAGUAUAGCAUCGAUGUCUCACAUGCCGGAUGUCUUUGCCUACGGCACUUCGAAAGCAGGGUGCGCCUAUUUCACUACCUGUGUUUCACAGGACGUGAUGCCAUUUGGAAUACGAGCUAAUACCGUUUCCCCUGGAAUCACUAGGACACCGAUGCUACCAAGAUUUGUACCGAAUGCGAAAACUCAAGAGGAGGUUGAAGAGACCUACAAGAAAGAGGGCUUCUCCGUUAUUGAAGCCGAUGAUGUUGCCCGGACUAUCGUGUGGCUGCUGAGUGAAGACUCCUGCCCCGUCUUUGGAGCGAAUAUCAAUGUUGGCGCCUGUAUGCCCUGA